AUGACGGAGACCGUGCCUGAGAUACGGGUGACCGAUUCACAUGCGCCCGACGAAGAUGAAUUCAUCUCUCCAGGCGCGUCGCCCAAUCCGUCGCCUGGAGCGUCCCCGUCGCUGUCCCCGUCGCCAAGCCUCGCUGCCACGGUCUCUUCGAAUGAAACCGGACCAAAAUCGCGCUCUGAUGGAGAAGCUAAGCCGACUGCGACAUCUAAGAUUCUCCCAAACAAGAUUAUUCGCAACUUGUCAGCCAAAGACGCUUUGAACCAGAGCCAGACAUCGCUACCUCAGAGCGCAGAUGACUCUCAAGCAUCAUUGGCGGUAAUCGAUCCGCUCUCACAACAUAUCCUCAAACGCACGCAUACGGAGAACCUUAUCCCGCAGAAGCUGAGAAGCAGCGCCCUUGAAGCAGCAGGCAAUCGCGAUGACGGAUCCGCUGUCGCACCGCCAGGCGAUCGUAGCGCUCCUGCUGAGCCCGCCCGGGGCGAGACAAGCGCUGCCGCGCCGCAGAAGGAGAAAAGGAAAGGUGUCUCGUUCCUUAGUCGAUUCAUGGGAAAUAAGAGAAGGGAUUCAUCUUCAGACUACAAUGAAGAUGGUUCUGAACAAGGGGAUAGUAGGAUAGAAGGCAUGGAAGCUCGGGUGUUUUCCCACCCGGUGGAACACAUUGCCUAUUCGCCGCGAUUUCCCCCACCUCCAAAAUACAUUAAGGUGAGGUCUCGAAACAAGAGGGAAAAGGACUUUAAUCGCCUUUUCCUUGCCCAGGAGCUCCAGAAUAGCAGUACAGCUGAGGCAUCGCAAACAUCACCAACUCCGAAAGCCUGCGCUACCUGGGCGCUAGAAUUUAGCAAGGAUGGGAAAUAUCUGGCUGCGGGUGGAGAGGACAAGGUUGUCCGGGUGUGGGCUGUAAUCUCAACGCAAGAAGAGCGAGAAGCACAUGAGAACGAAGAAGAUGCGACGGCCGACCAUACCGGAGAAGACGCGAUCCGAUUAGACGCUCCGGUUUUCAAGAGGAAUCCAAUACGCGUGUACAAGGGCCAUACAUCUACGGUAUUAGAUCUGAGUUGGAGCAAGAACAACUUUUUGCUUUCCUCGUCAAUGGACAAGACUGUGCGCCUAUGGCAUGUCUCUCGAGCGGAAUGUCUCUGUUGUUUCAAACACAAUGAUUUUGUCACCUCUAUUCAAUUUCAUCCGCGUGAUGAUCGGUUCUUUUUGGCUGGAUCGUUGGACAUGAAGUUGCGCCUAUGGAGCAUUCCCGACAAGAGCGUAGCAUACUGGAACCAGGUGCCUGACCUCGUUACCGCCGUCGCAUUCACUCCAGAUGGUCGCAUAGCAAUCGCGGGCUGUCUCAAUGGAGUAUGUCUCUUUUACGACACUGAAGGGCUAAAAUACCACACGCAAAUCCACGUCAGAUCUGCGCACGGCCGAAACGCCAAGGGCAGCAAGAUUACCGGAAUUCAGGCUAUCAAUCUACCUCCCGACAAUCCCAAUGGAGAGGUCAAGCUUCUCAUCACAAGCAACGACUCGCGUGUCAGACUCUACAACUUCCGGGACAAGGGAUUAGAAAUCAAAUUUAAAGGCAACGAAAACACAUGCAGUCAAAUCCGCGCCACUUUUAGCGACGACGCGCGCUAUGUCAUUUGUGGCAGCGAGGACCGCAAGGCAUACAUAUGGACAACCGGACCCGCAGAAGGCGAGAAGAAAGACAGGCAACCCGUUGAGUUUUUUGAAGCACAUCCAGCCAUUACAACAACGGCAAUCUUUGCGCCGAGCAAGACGCGUCAACUACUCGGACGCUCUGGCGAUCCUCUCUACGAUAUUUGCAAUCCACCGCCCGUUGUACUUGUGUCGGCCGAAUCAGAAAUAUCGUCGAAACGCUCAGACGACAACCUCAAAGCGACCACGACUAAAGGCAGCUCCAGACGACCAUCAACCAAUGAGAGACCAGCUGAAUCACCCGGCUACAUUGCUCGAUCCACGCAUAAGAAUGGCAAUAUCAUAAUCACGGCCGACUAUCUAGGCCUUAUCAAAGUCUUUCGCCAGGACUGCGCAUACCAAAAGCGCCGCAGCGACAACUGGGAGACCGCGUCAUCCUUCUCCAGACGCAUCGGCUCCGGCUUUCUCGGUCGAUCCCCUAGCACGUCUACCAAAGCCAGCGCUGGCCGGCUCCGCAGCAACCACAACAACGCACUGCAUGGACUCUCGCAGCCAUCGUCUGAUCGUAUUCUCUCCUGGCGCAACUCUAUCGUCAGCAACCAGAGCCUCGACGGCGGAAUUUACGCCAAUGCGAACGGCAACCGACAUCGUAGUUCGUCGCCCCGAAAACCCGUCAGCCGCAAAUCGUUCCAAUCUUCCCGCUCGGCGCACAGACCGACCACCAAUGGAUCAAGCCAUCUCGCGCGGACUCCAUCUGCCAGCGCUCCUUCUCUCGAAUUGGCUCAGAACCAGCAACCCCAGCAUCAUGAUCAUCGUUUUCAUAUCCCUUUAACUUCCAAGUCUCAACACAAGCAGCAGCAGCAGCAGCAGCAGCAGCAGCAACCAUCGACCCAAAGCAAAGACUCAUUACCGUCCACAUCGCCACCUCCGCCAUCCCAAAAACAGCAGCCGCCGCAAUCCAAUCGCUCUUCGACCACAACCAACGGCACUACCAUCCCCGCAGCCGCAGCCGCAGUCGGCGCCGGUAACGCCAACGCCACCACCUCCACACCAUCCUCCCGCGCCCCUUCCAUCCCCGGCCUCCCCAAAACCACCGACGAAAACCCCCUCGCGCUCCAGGGCGACCAGUCCUAUCUCUUCUGGGACCAGCAAAACUGGCGCGGGCAGCAAUUCCAUCUCUGGCAAACCGACACUGGCAAUGGCCCUAAUCCUAAUGGAGAAGCAGGAGGGGGAGGAGGAGCGGGAGGAGGAGGACAAGCAGGCUCAGACGUAGACCAAAACGGUCUUUUACGUCCCCCGCGCGCGUCAGUCGUCAGUCGCAAUUCCAUCUCCAGCACCCUCAGCUCGGAAGAAUCUCCCCUCUCCGGCGAAAGCUCAGACGAUGAUGCCGAUGACGAACAGCUGAGUUGUCGCCGUUGCGGAAGUACCAGUUUCAAAGCAAAAACUCGGGCGCGUGGCGGGCCCCAGAAGCUGGUCUGUACGAAUUGUGGCAUGACUGCUUAG
This is a messenger RNA of Xylona heveae TC161, 3150 nucleotides long. Its product is annotated as WD40 repeat-like protein. NCBI's taxonomy places the organism in Eukaryota, Fungi, Ascomycota, Xylonomycetes, Xylonales, Xylonaceae. Gene Ontology annotation, molecular function: protein binding. The transcript is spliced from 5 exons. The coding region runs from base 1 to 3150 and encodes 1049 amino acids. The record is from RefSeq and is a predicted model, not a curated record.